This is a messenger RNA of Bubalus bubalis (water buffalo), 2407 nucleotides long. RefSeq names its product EF-hand calcium binding domain 1 (gene CLXN). The record is from RefSeq and is a predicted model, not a curated record. NCBI's taxonomy places the organism in Eukaryota, Metazoa, Chordata, Mammalia, Artiodactyla, Bovidae. Gene Ontology annotation, molecular function: calcium ion binding. The transcript has 7 exons. The coding region runs from base 146 to 784 and encodes 212 amino acids.
CCAGCCGUUGCCCCGGCCACGCCGCGUGUUAGGACCGCGUACACACACAGGGGAGACCUGCCUGCAGCCCAAGACCCAGGGCUCGCAACCGUCCUGGCAGCCGCCGCCAGACACCGGCCGCUUCCCGGUUUCCUGAGCUCCCAGCAUGAACCGCAAGAAGCUGCAGAAGCUGACGGACUCCUUAACUAAAAAUUGCAAGCAUUUUAGUAAAUUUGAAGUGAAAUGCCUUAUCAACCUCUUCUAUAACCUGGUGGGAGAAGUGACAGAGCGGCAGGGCGUGAUCAUCGGGCUGGACCGCAACGCCUUUCGGAACAUCCUGCAUAUGACGUUUGGGAUGACGGAUGACAUGAUCCUGGACAGGGUUUUCCGAGGGUUUGAUAAAGACAACGAUGGUUGCAUAACUGUAGCAGAGUGGGUUUAUGGAUUAUCAGUGUUUCUUCGAGGAACUUUGGAAGAAAAAAUGAAAUAUUGCUUUGAAGUGUUUGACUUGAACGGGGACAGCUUCAUCUCCAAGGAGGAGAUGUUCCACAUGCUGAAGAACAGCCUCCUGAAGCAGCCGUCUGAGGAAGACCCUGAUGAAGGCAUCAAGGACUUGGUGGAGAUCACACUGAAGAAAAUGGACCAUGAUCACGAUGGGAAGCUGUCUUUCGCGGACUAUGAACAGGCCGUGAGGGAGGAGAACCUUCUACUGGAAGCAUUUGGGCCAUGUCUCCCUGACCCAAAGAGCCAGAGUGAAUUUGAAGCCCAAGUAUUCAAAGAUCCAAAUGAAUUUAAUGAGGUGUGAAUUCCUAAAUGUCAUCUCAACCACAGGAUUUAAAAGCUACCACUGAAAACUGGUAGUCCUGCAUUCUUAACCUGCAAAUAUCUUUGGGAACAAGAUUGCACUUGUGAGAAGCCAAGCCUGCAAUUGCCUGCAUCAUAAAAUCAUCCAAAACAUUCAUGAGUCCCACCUCGGGCUAAGCUGGCAGGGGCGGGGGAGGUGGGUAACCCAGCCUAAAUCAGUCCCCUGCCCGGUCCGCGGUGUAGACGAAGGCUCUGCACCCUGCGGCACCCCUGCGACGCCCCUGCUGUCCCCCUCUGCUGGAGUCUCUCCUCCCCUCCCCCAGCAAGAGUCCUGUCGUGGAGAUGGUUCAAGGGAAUUCCCAUCACACAGGCUCAGAAACUGUACCAAUAGCCCUUCUAGAGAAGGUUCUUCUGAGCAGCGCUUCUCAGCAUCCCUGACCUCCCAGUCGUUGGGGUUCACAUGCAGCUACCGGGGAAAGGAACAGACAUGCACCCCAGAUCAUGUGUUGGUCAUGAUAUACUAACUGUGCAACUGCCUGGUGAUGCCCAGAAAGUGCAGAAGUCACGAGUGUCCCCCUCCUGGGGGACCACCCCUCCCUCUGGUUGGAGCACACGACCUCCUGAAGUGGCUCCAGUCUGGUCACCAGUGAAGGAGGAGCCAACCCUGAACACACCCCGGAACCAGAAUCGGCCCCUAGACGCCAGAUUUCUGGCAGAGAAAAGGGCAGCCAUGGUGGGGCCAGCCCAGGAGACUCUCUCCCCAUCCCAGCCCCAUGGGGAUACACCGCUCCAGGUCCCAUCAUCCUAAGGGUAGCUUCCUGUGGCCCAAGCCUCCCACCAUAUCUGCCAGGAAAACACUCCUCCCCAAGACCCACAUCUUCUUGUCUGCCUAUACCUCCUGCUGCCCUGCCUGCCCAUCUGACCCUGGGAUGGACCCACCGGCCCUGGCAUCUCCACGGGAGAGACAGUCCACAUGGAGGUGUCUGCAGAAACCAGGUGAGGUCCCAGCUGUCCUGCCCUUGGCCUGUGCACACUGUCUCCUGUCCCCACCCCAGGUCUCGACGUGGACAAUGCUCGGGGUCUCAGAGCCGGGACAGAAAGCCAGGUUUGGAGCAGGGCCCCAGGCAGGCCGGGAGUGGGCACGUCUUCCCUGCAGUGGUGUUUUGAGUGGAGCCACUGCCUCCUGGUGGGAGCGAUUAGCCCGGAGCUCAGGACACGGCUGGGCCCUGCCCUGCCACAAGGAGGCCGUGAGGGGCGGUCAUGGGGGCAUGUUGGAAGUCCUUCCCGGAGAGGGUGAGCUGGACCCUCACACAGAGGAUAGAGCGGUGCCAGACAUAGACUUCCGUGUGGAGAAGGAGAAGCAGAGGCCACAUGAUCCCGCAGCACACACAGAAGUGACCGUGUGGCCCUUUCAGAGGCAGGGAGGGACCCAGCCCAAGGACCCCAGCAUGGGGCGGGGGCAUGGAUUUGCACCAGGCCCUCCCACCUUGGUCCAGCUCUGACUGCCUGACACAGGCCACAUGGACUUGAAAGUCCGACAUAAGUGAAAGGUGAUUUGUGAGCUGGUGGGGACUAGAAUACGCACCAUCCAUUAGGGCUGCGCGGAGAAGUUGUGGCCACAGUG